Molecule: messenger RNA, 1449 nt
Organism: Didymodactylos carnosus
Lineage: Eukaryota; Metazoa; Rotifera; Eurotatoria; Philodinida; Philodinidae
Source: the annotation of a GenBank genome assembly
AUGGUAGCUAAUAAUAGCCCAAUGUACUCGGAAGGAUAUGUGAAAAUGAAAAUCGACAUUGGUUCUAUUACAACAACAGCUAAAUUCUGGGUUUUAGAGAAUCUCUGCACUGGUAUCAUAUUAGGUCUUGAUUGGCUCAGAUCGGAUGCUCACAAAGCCUGUAUCGAUUUCGACACAAGUGUAUUCUCUAUUUCGGCAAAUGGAAAAAAAUCAUCUAUAUCCCUAUUACAAAUCAAUACGAAUCAACAUUAUCCUGUUCGUACAUGCGACACAUUUACAUUAAAUUCAAUGGAAGAAAGAAUUAUUGAAAUAAAAAUUCCUGAUCUACCUAAUUGUGGUACAGCACACUUCACGCCAACACCUCGGUUUUUAUAUCACGAUUCAAUCCUGAUGCCACAUGCAUUAAUUAAUGUAAAGAAUUAUAAAGCAUUAAUGACAAUUACUAACAUUUCAAAUCAACCACGAAUUAUUAGUAAGAAUACUCCGAUUGGAAUUAUUGAAAUUGAAUCUCCACAUUCAACAUUAGCAACAUCACCAGUUUUCUUAAAUUUCCCGAUAUAUGAUGUUAAAACGAAGAAGCCAUUUCCAUAUGUUCUUUCAACAGAUGCAUCCAAAUUUGGUAUCGCGGGUGCUUUGAAACAACAAACACCUGAGGGACUCAAAGCAAUUGUAUAUAUAUCUCGAACAUUAAAUGCAGCAGAAAGAAAUUAUUCAACAUUCGAACGAGAAUGUCUGGGAAUUGUUUGGUCCGUAACAAAAUUGAGAGACUAUCUGGCCGAUGAAUCCUUUGUCAUUGAAACUGAUCAACAACCAGCUCGUAACAUUCAUUUAAACCGUACAUCAACCAACAGGCGAGUGAAUAACUGGAAGUUACAAUUACAAGAUUAUGAUAUUAUAGAAAUUAAAUAUAAAUCUGGAACUAAAAACUGUGAUGCGGAUUACAUGUCGCGUCAUCCAUUAAUCAAUAACGAAGAGAUUAAUGAUGAUCUAGAUGGUGUAUGUGCUGUGAUGACAAGAUCAAAAACAAAGCAACAAAAUAUAACAGCACAAGAUUCUUCUUCGACUACAUCAUCAUCUAUUACAUCUCCGAAAGUUUUUCAUUCAAAACACUUAUCAUCUCUUGAUCCUGAUCGAUUAAAAUCUGAACAAAAUAAUGAUGCCGAGAUUCAAGAAAUAAUUCAUGAAUUCACGGAUAAACCUGAUGAUCGUUAUUCGAUAGUAAAUGGAAUUCUUAACAUACAAUUCAAGAAUGGAAAAUAUGUACCAGUUAUUCCAAUUACAUUAAGAAAUGAAAUUCUUCAUUCAUUUCAUGAACAUCCGACAGCCGGUCAUUUUGGUCGAGAUAAGACGUGGUACCGGCUUAAAGAUCGAUGUUUCUGGCCGACUAUGCGUCAAGAUGUGAUUCAUUAUAUUCAAUCAUGCUCGGCUUGCGCACAACACAAUAUCUGA